Molecule: messenger RNA, 3690 nt
Organism: Oryza brachyantha (malo sina)
Lineage: Eukaryota; Viridiplantae; Streptophyta; Magnoliopsida; Poales; Poaceae
Product: protein transport protein Sec24-like CEF
Exons: 24
Coding region: 40-3282 (1080 amino acids)
Biological process (GO): endoplasmic reticulum to Golgi vesicle-mediated transport; COPII-coated vesicle cargo loading; intracellular protein transport
Cellular component (GO): COPII vesicle coat; endoplasmic reticulum exit site
Molecular function (GO): SNARE binding; zinc ion binding
Source: RefSeq, a predicted model, not a curated record
CGAUCUCUCCCUCCCCCUUCUCUCUCGAUCCCCGGCCCCAUGGCGUCGCCGUCGCGGCCGCCGCCGCCCUUCGCGCACCAAAACCCUACCCCCGCCCCCAACCCGGCCGCCCCGUCCCUCCCGGCGUCCUUCUCCAACCUCCACGUCUCCCGCGCGCCCCCGCCCUUCGCGCCACCCGGUGCCGGGGCUCCGCCACCGGCGAAUGGCCCCGCCCCCUCGUCGAUCCGCGCGCCGCAGGCUCCGGCCCCCGGGGCGAGGCCGUUCCCCGGGAGCCCGCCGCCGCCGUUCACGCGGCCUGUGGGUGUGGGGUCGGUGCAGCAGGCGUCUCCCCCCUUCGGCGGCCCGCCCGGGGCGAUGCCCUCGCAGCCGAUGCAGCAGCAGCAGCAGAGGCCCGCCUUCGGCGCGCCGCCUCCGCAGGCGCAGCGGGCAACCUUUGGAGGGCCGCCCUCGGCGAUGUCGUCGAGGCCAUUCGGUGGCCCGCCCGCCGCGGCGUCUCAGCCUCCUCCUUUCGGUGGGCCGCCGAUCGCGGCGUCUCAGCCUCCCCAAUUCCGCGGCCCGCCUUCUGCUGCUGCAGCAGCAGCUCAAUCGGCUCCGCUGGCCGGGGCUCCAUUUUCAGCGGCUCAGCCACCUCCAUUCGGCGGACCACCUGGGGCCGUGCCUCAGCCUGCGCCCGCUGGUGGGGUAAGGCCGCCAUUUGGAGGGCCACCUGCACAGACGCAGCAGGUUCCGUUUGGUGGGCCACCACAGUUCGGGGUGCCAAGACCAGGAACGCAGCCUCCGCCUUUUGGGGCUCAGUCUGCACCGGUGUCACAGCCACCUCCGUUCAUGGGGGCGCCAGCGAAUGCGCCAUCAUUUGGGCCUCCGGGCUGGCAAGGGCAAGCUCGACCACCAAUGCCAGGCAUGCUGCCCAAUGCUCAUGGACAGGGGAUGCCAUCAACACCGGCCAUUCCGUAUUCUCCACAUGCUGGAGCCCAGGUCUCUACCCCAUCCAAAAUUGAUCCUAAUCAAAUACCACGUCCAAUAGCUGAGACAUCAGUCAUCAUUUUUGAGACCCGACAAGGUGGCCAAGCAGCUGUUCCACCGGCUGCAUCCAGUGAAUUUAUUGUCAAGGACACAGGUAACUGCAAUCCGCGUUUGAUGCGGUGCACCUUGAAUCAGAUACCAUGUACAGGGGACAUCUUGACAACAUCAGCAAUGCCAUUGGCCUUGAUGGUGCAACCUUUUGCACUUCCUCAUCCUUCGGAGGAGCCUAUCCAGCUUGUGGACUUUGGAGAGAUGGGACCUGUUAGGUGUUCACGCUGCAAAGCAUACAUAAAUCCUUUCAUGCGAUUCAUUGAUCAAGGGAAGCAUUUUAUCUGUAACUUGUGUGGAUUUAGCAAUGAUACUCCAAGGGAGUACUUGUGCAAUUUAGGACCUGAUGGUAGGCGGCGUGAUGCUGAUGAAAGACCUGAGUUAUGUAGGGGAACAGUUGAAUUCAUUGCCACCAAGGAAUUUCUGGUUCGUGACCCAAUGCCUGCUGUAUAUUUUUUCCUCAUUGAUGUUUCCAUGAAUGCAAUACAGACUGGUGCAACAGCUGCAGCUUGCAGUGCAAUUUCCCAGGCUAUUUCAGACCUUCCUGAAGGUCCUCGAACAAUGGUUGGGAUUGCCACAUUUGAUUCUGCUAUUCAUUUCUACAGUCUUAAACGCGAUCAGCAACAGCCUUUGAUGCUUAUUGUUCCUGACAUCCAAGAUGUGUACACCCCACUUCAAACAGACUUGAUUCUCCCAAUUUCUGAGUGCCGUGAGAAUUUGGAGCAAUUACUGGAGAGCAUCCCUAACAUGUUUGAGACCAAUAGGGUUGGUGAUUCGGCAUUUGGGGCAGCUAUGAAGGCCAGUUUCCUUGCUAUGAAGUCCACUGGUGGAAAGCUACUCGUGUUCCAGUCAGUACUACCAUCUGCUGGAAUUGGUUCAUUAUCUACUAGGGAGGCUGAAGGUAGAUCGAAUAUUUCCACUGGAGAUAAGGAAGCACAUAAGCUCCUGCAGCCAGUCGAUAAGACUCUCAAGACAAUGGCACUAGAAUUUGCAGAGUAUCAAGUUUGUGUGGAUGUGUUCCUUACCACACAAUCAUAUGUAGAUAUUUCUUCGAUAUCAGUUGUUCCUAGUACCACUGGUGGCCGGGUGUACUAUUAUUAUCCAUUUUCUGCCCUUUCUGAUCCAGCAAAGCUGUUCAAUGAUCUCAGAUGGAAUAUCAGUAGACCCCAGGGAUUUGAGUCUGUCAUGCGUGUCAGGUGCAGUCAAGGACUUCAAGUUCAAGACUACACUGGCAACUUUUGCAGGCGUGUUCCUACUGAUAUUGAUCUUCCUGCGAUUGACUCGGAUAAAACCAUAAUGGUCACCUUUAAGCAUGAUGACAAAUUGCAGGAGAAUUCGGAAUGUGCUUUCCAGUGCGCACUUCUUUACACGACAGUAUAUGGGCAAAGAAGGAUACGGGUCAUAAAUCUCUCGCUUCCAUGCACGAAUGUGCUCAGCAACCUUUUCCGAUAUGCUGAUCUGGAAACACAGUUUACAUAUGUUGUGAAGCAAGCUGCAAAUGCCAUUCCAUCCACACCUCUAUCACAAGUUAGGGAUCAAGUGACAAACACGUGCAUUAAUAUUCUCCAGUCUUACCGAAAACAUUGUGCAUCUGUAAGUUCUUCGGGACAAUUGAUUCUUCCAGAGGCUCUAAAGCUCCUGCCUUUGUAUACCCUAGCAUUAAUUAAAAGUGUUGGAUUGAGGACUGAAGGGAGAUUGGACGAUCGAUCAUAUUGGGUGUCAAUUGCCUCUUCAAUAUCUGUGUUGUUAGCUAUUCCAUUGGUGUUUCCAAGGAUGAUUGCCCUCCAUGAUCUUACAUCAAGGAGUGAUGACGAUUCCCUUAUACCAACCCCACUUACACUCAAUAGUGAGAAUACACUUGAUUCUGGAAUUUAUUUGUUGGAAAAUGGUGAGGAUGGUUUUGUUUAUGUCGGAAAUGCAGUAAACCCUGCCACCCUUGAGCAAAUAUUUGGUGUCUCAUCUUUGGCCGGAGCACCAAAUCUGUUGGUAUUGGAGCAAUAUGAUAACGAACUUUCCAGGAAAGUAAAUGACGUGGUGAAUGAAAUAAGGCGACAGAGAUGCUCCUACUUGAGAUUGAGACUAUGCAAACACGGAGACCCAUCUGGAGAUUUCUUCCGCUCACUAUUAGUUGAAGACAAGGCACCUGGUGGCCUUUCUUAUGUAGAGUUCCUUGUACAUGUUCAUAGGCAAAUCCAAAGCAAGAUGACAUGAUGUGGGCUGAUCCCAUUUCGUUGUUGUAAUAUUUUGGUAAGUAGGAACCCCAGAAGGAAUUGAUCUCUGCAUGAUGAUACACCAAAAGGAAUGGAAAAAUUACUCUCCAAAGCGCAAUCAUAAUUGGCCCUUGGAGAGGGUUGCGGAUUUGACAGGAUUCUGCAAUAUUUUGAAGCAUCGGUUUUGGCGUCGGCGAUAUGUGUGUAUAGAGAUUAGUCGGGUGGAGUUAUUGGUCUUUAGAUUGUGGGACUAUUUAUUUUUCUACUGUGAACAGCUGCUGUAUUAUGUUGAGGUGAGCAAAGAGAUGAGUUGAGCAAUAAUAUUGUAUGGCUAGUGCUUAUCAAGUUGUCAUAUGCAUGUACUAAUUGCACAUAAAGUUCAGAUUCAUAGUGGGGGCAUGUUUAACUA